GGUCUGGCAGUGACCUGUGGCCGAGGUGUGCUUUGGAGAACUCUGACUGUGAUGUUUCCCUGCAGGAGAUGGUGACAGAGCUGCAGAAGCUGGCGAGGCAGGACCACAGCACCCUGGACUGCUGCGUCGUGGUCAUCCUCUCCCACGGCUGCCAGACGAGCCACAUUCAGUUCCCUGGAGCCAUUUAUGGAACAGAUGGAAAGACCAUUCCCAUAGAAAAGAUUGUGAACUAUUUCAAUGGCUCCAAUUGCCCGAGUCUGAGAGGAAAACCCAAACUCUUCUUCAUCCAGGCCUGUGGUGGAGAUCAAAGAGAUCGAGGCUUCCUGGUGGACUGUGAGGAAGAUCCUGGAGGUUCUCUGGAGUCAGAUGCCACUCCUUUGCAGGCUCCAAGGGGCAGCAUGGACGAGCCAGACGCUGUAGCCUCUUUGCCCACACCCAGCGACAUCCUGGUCUCCUACUCAACCUUCCCAGGUUACGUGUCCUGGAGGAAGCCACUGAGUGGCUCGUGGUACGUGGAGACCCUGGACAGUGUGCUGGAGCAGUGUGCCCACUCUGAAGACUUGCUGAGCAUGUUACUGAAGGUGACAGAUGCUGUCUCUGCCAAGGGGACAUACAAGCAGAUCCCUGGAAACUUCAACUUUCUCAGGAAAAAAUUCUUCUUCCUGUGCAAGUGA
Messenger RNA from Merops nubicus (carmine bee-eater), 674 nucleotides. RefSeq names its product caspase 9, apoptosis-related cysteine peptidase (gene CASP9). Lineage: Eukaryota; Metazoa; Chordata; Aves; Coraciiformes; Meropidae. The transcript is spliced from 5 exons. Gene Ontology annotation, biological process: intrinsic apoptotic signaling pathway in response to DNA damage; apoptotic process; proteolysis. Gene Ontology annotation, cellular component: cytoplasm. The record is from RefSeq and is a predicted model, not a curated record. The annotation marks the transcript as partial.